CUUGACCAAACCCCUCGUGAAGUUGACCUUCACAAACCAGUGCUGACCGCCCCGAGAUGCACGAGUGCUUUAUGAUCGACGAGAUUGCAACUGCAAUCUUCAAUUACGUAUUGGACAAUGGCUCGUGCAAAGCUGAUGUCCUUUCUUGCGCACUCACCUGUCGCGAGAUAUCGGAGAUAGCGCUCGAUGUGCUCUGGUUCACUCAGCUAUCCCUUGUCCCCCUAUUCCUCACGAUUCCCGAGGUUAGAGCCUUCUCUGACCAUAGUUCGGCCAAGGACGAGAAAGGACAGGUCACUUUGCCUGAAUUCAAAGAUGCGAGCACCCUUACAUGGGAGAGAACGCUCAAGUAUGCAUCUCGCAUCAGGCGGUUAUGGCAUGACCCCAAUGUCCCCGCAACUUUCUCGAACGCUCCUCCCGUCGAAGUUAUUGCUUCAGCUCUUGGGAGGUGCCCCGUGGAACACCUUAUGUCCAACUUAGUCCACUUCCACUCAGGCGCCGUGUACAGCAUGAAAUCGUCGCCUCUGUUCUAUCCACAUAUCUCUUUAUUAGCAUCACCGAGCAUUAGGAAGCUCUCUGUAAAGGUUUUCAAGCCACCGCAUGCAGUCAAGACUGUCACGACGUUUCUCAAGACAUGCCCGGAGCUGGAAAACGUAGACAUAGCCAUCAACUUCAUCGAUGACGAUGGUCUUCUUCUCGACCGACAAAUUCUCGACCCGCUAACGUCGCUACGCAAGCUGACAGUGCUGCGUUUGGUCUGUCCUGAUUCUCUUUCAGACGAAGAUUGGAAUUCCUCGGAGCCAGCUCCUGAAGGAGGCUUGGCAGAGCUCCGACGCAUCACCAUGGACGUCGACUCUUUGGCUCCCGCAAUGGCGUUACUAUCAUCUAUCUCUUCGCCGGAAUUGACGAGCCUCACCAUCAAUAGUAAGCAGGGUACCGGUGAUAGCCUCAGACGCCUGCUCUCCCGGUUCAAAGAUGUAUCAUUCAACGUGCGGAAUGUUCAAACACUCAAACUGAACCUGUCCCUCAGGAUGGGAGUUGGCCGCGGCCACACAAACGAAGGCGCGACCAUCGGAGAUUGCCUCGGGCUCCUCGCGUUCCGCGGUCUGCGCGUCGUGCACCUGCAACUCCCGCUCGAGCUCACAGAUGACGCCUUUGCGGAUUUCGCAGGCGCCUGGCCGCAAAUCGAGGAGUUUUCCUUCAGCAGUAACAACUCUUCGUUUAGCAAACUCACGCUUCGCGGACUUACCGUGAUCCCGUCGAGUUGGCCACGUUUACGAUAUCUGACACUGGGCAAGGUAGACUGCCAGACAGAUGUGCCGUCGGUGGAGGUCGCUAGGACGGCCGCGGGUGAGAGAAAGGAGGCGGGGGAAGCUUUGAAGUUGUUCCUGUCAAUUCAAUCGCCCAUCGAUCCCAAAAAUGUCAACGACGUUGCGGAUUUCUUGAUGGCACUAUUUCCAGGCAUCUCAUUUCAACAUUUUGGCGCAGGUUUUGCAGGAAGUGGCGGACAGGCCUCACGGACCUGGCAAAAGGUUCAUGAUGUUAUCAAUGGGACGGGAUCCGGGGAAGGGCGCCAUAGGAUUUGACCUCCUACUUGUAUUCUAAAAAGAUCACUUGUGAUAAUAGUUGUAUAGUAUGGUACGCGCUGAACUCGAUAUGUACGGAAUUGCGGACAAAGCAAUCGAAAACUCUUGAUGAC
This is a messenger RNA of Coniophora puteana RWD-64-598 SS2, 1696 nucleotides long. RefSeq lists its product as uncharacterized. NCBI's taxonomy places the organism in Eukaryota, Fungi, Basidiomycota, Agaricomycetes, Boletales, Coniophoraceae. The transcript has 3 exons. The coding region runs from base 57 to 1583 and encodes 508 amino acids. The record is from RefSeq and is a predicted model, not a curated record.